UCGGGCUGCCUGCAUGCCGGAGUUAAAAAGUGCUGCUGGCCGAGCGGGAGCCCUAGUGCGAGGCGGGGAGGUUGAGCGGCGGGAGAAGGGCCCGGGGAGCUGCGCUGCCUCCGACCCGGGCGAGGCUCGGCCGCCUCGUCCCUGCGUGCCGAGAUCCUUUGAGACUGCAAAGACUAUCUAAAGAAGGAAGACGGCAUGAGAUUGGAUUCAGUGCAGUAAAGUAGGUUAAUUUGGGGACAAGACAAAAAAUCAUUAUUUAGACCUUCUUGUGUUGCCGUGAUGAGAACUUACCAUUGCUUCUGGCUGCUGUUUUGGGCUGGCCAGCCCCACCAAAGUUUCUUAACUCCAUUAUCCACAAGGACUAGUGGCUUUCCAGAAAAGGAAAAGGUUUUGGUGUUGUCUGGAAACAACAGGCAAGACCUCCAUCGUUCCAAAAGGAGCUGGAUGUGGAAUCAGUUCUUUUUAUUGGAGGAAUACACAGGAACUGACUACCAGUAUGUUGGCAAGCUGCAUUCAGACCAGGAUAAAGGAGAUGGAUCACUUAAAUACAUCCUUUCUGGAGAUGGAGCAGGAGACCUCUUCAUUAUCAAUGAGAACACUGGUGACAUCCAGGCCACAAAGAGACUAGACAGGGAAGAAAAGCCUGUGUACAUACUCCGUGCCCAGGCUAUAAACAGAAGGACUGGAAGACCAGUGGAACCAGAAUCUGAGUUCAUCAUAAAGAUCCAUGACAUCAAUGACAAUGAGCCAAUGUUUACAAAGGAUGUUUACAAUGCCAGCAUUCCCGAAAUGUCAGAUGUUGGUACCUUUGUUGUGCAAGUCACUGCAACUGAUGCCGAUGAUCCCACAUAUGGGAACAGUGCUAAAGUCGUCUACAGCAUUCUCCAGGGACAACCAUAUUUCUCUGUCGAAUCUGAGACAGGCAUUAUUAAAACUGCUUUGCUGAACAUGGACCGUGAAAACAGGGAGCAAUACCAAGUGGUCAUCCAGGCUAAAGACAUGGGAGGCCAGAUGGGCGGGUUGUCAGGAACCACCACCGUGAACAUCACGCUGACUGACGUCAAUGACAACCCGCCUCGCUUCCCCCAGAGCACAUACCAGUUCAGGGCUCCGGAGUCCACGCCGCUGGACGCGCCGGUUGGCAGGAUAAAAGCUAAUGAUGCUGACGUGGAUGAAAACGCAGAGAUUGAAUACAGCAUCACUGAGGGGGAUGGAUACGACAUGUUUGGGAUUACCACUGACAAGGAGACUCAGGAAGGAAUUAUCACCGUGAAAAAGGCCUUGGAUUUUGAAAGUAAAAACUUGUAUAUUCUCAAAGUGGAAGCUACCAAUACUCAUGUGGACCCUCGAUUCCUGUACUUGGGGCCAUUCAAGGACUCAGCUACAGUCAGAAUUCAGGUGGAGGAUGUAGAUGAACCCCCCAUGUUCAGCAGACCAGCAUACAUCAUGGAAGUGAAAGAAGAUGUUCCAUUAAACAGUGUAAUAGGAACAGUAACUGCUCAGGAUCCAGAUGCUGCCAGGAACCCUGUCAAGUACUCUGUGGAUCGUCAUACUGAUAUGGACAGAGUAUUCAACAUCAAUUCAGGAAAUGGUUCGAUAUUCACUUCCAAACCCCUUGACCGGGAAGCGCUGCUGUGGCACAACAUUACAGUAAUAGCAGCAGAGAUCAACAACCCAAAACAGAGCAGCCGUGUCCCAGUGUUCAUUAAAGUUUUGGAUGUGAAUGACAACGCUCCGGAGUUUGCCAUGUUUUACGAGACCUUCGUCUGUGAAAACGCAAAGGCAGAACAGCUGAUACAAACAUUAAGUGCUGUUGAUAAAGAUGACUCUUACAAUGGACAUCAGUUUUCAUUCUCCUUAGCUCCUGAGGCAGCCAGCAGCUCAAACUUUACACUACAGGACAACAGAGACAACACAGCAGGGAUUUUCACUCGAAAAACCAGAUAUAACCGGCACGAAACUAGUACCUACUUCUUGCCAGUGGUAAUAUCAGACAAUGAUUAUCCCAUCCAGAGCAGCACUGAAACUGUGACUAUUCGAGUGUGUGCUUGUGACCAUCGAGGAAAGAUGCUGUCCUGUAAUGCAGAAGCCUUGAUUCAUCCUACUGGUCUCAGCACUGGGGCUCUUAUUGCCAUUCUUCUCUGCAUCAUUAUAUUACUUGUUACCGUGGUGCUGUUUGCGGCGCUGAGGCGGCAGCGGAAAAAAGAGCCUUUGAUAAUUUCCAAAGAGGACAUCAGAGACAACAUUGUCAGCUACAACGAUGAGGGUGGUGGAGAGGAGGACACCCAGGCGUUUGACAUUGGCACGCUGAGGAAUCCCGAAGCCAUAGACGACAACAAACUACGCAGAGACAUUGUGCCGGAGACGCUUUUCGUGCCGCGGAGGACUGCAAGCGCGCGGGACAACACGGAUGUCAGAGAUUUCAUUAACCAAAGGUUAAAGGAAAACGACACGGACCCCACGGCACCCCCGUACGACUCGUUGGCGACCUACGCCUACGAAGGUAAUGGCUCUGUGGCCGAGUCCCUCAGCUCCCUGGAGUCGGCCACCACGGACGGAGACCAGGACUACGAUUACCUCAGUGACUGGGGACCGCGCUUUAAAAAGCUGGCAGAUAUGUAUGGCCCAAUGGACAGCGACAAAGACUCCUAAUGUGUUGUCCUUUUUUUCUCUCUCUCUCUUUUUUCUCUUCCUCAUUCCCAGAAGGAGCAUUGGGAUAUGUGAAGUGGCUGUUUCUUUCUGUUUCUCCACAGCUGAAAGGGUUCUCUUGAAAAAGUUCUCUGUUCUACCCAUUUGAAUUGUCUAAUGACUGCAGUCUGUGUGGGUUAGCCAUCAGAAAACUUUCUCUGGUAUCAUUUUAUGAGCUUCCAAGAGGCAAAAUCCUUAUUUUUUGAGUGCAUCCAGUUUACCAAUCUUACAGGCACAGCAGUAGUGGAGGGCAAAAAAAGGAUCAGAUGGGGAGCAAUAUUUUUAGUUGUUCUGCUUAUAUUGUAAAUUGGAUUAUAUUACUAUUUAAGCUCACUUGCUUUUUACUUGUAUUCAGACUAUUCAGCUCAGACAACUGCUCUGUCGAUUGUGUAUUGCACAUUCCAAUGUAAUGAGGUAUCCUAGUUUACCCUAUGUAUUAUAGUCAAAAGUAGUGGUGAUGGAAUGAAGGUUUAUUAUACAAGUAGAGUAAGCUGAGAAAAGAACAUCAAACAUGCAUUUUACUCAUGAGGAGGGUAGAGAGGCUUAAUGGUCAUUUAAACCUGAGCGUUUCUCUAGAACUCACCAUUGCCCCAUUGCACUGAAUCAUACUAACACACACAUAUAUAUAGCUCAUUGACUGCUCUGUAUAUAUUCUUUGGACCUAGCAUUGCUGGAGAGAUGUGUGUGUGUGCACGUGUGUGUGGUCAGUAGCCCCAAUAUCUAAUUCUUAGAUGGUUUCCCCGUUCUAACCCAGGCUCGCUUUGCGAUACAGGGAAAGGCAUCAAAUCCAGCUCCAGAUUGGGUCAUGACUUGGAGGAAGGAGCAGAUCAUAACUGGGCUUUUGUUUGCACUUCCUCAGUCAGCCUCCACCUGCACAUCAGUCCAGUGAUGGCCGCUCUCCUGGGCUCGUUGGAUGUUCACGUCCAGCUGCUCCUGCCUGUUCUCAUGUGCAGGUGGGGAGGAGUGACCUCAAGGUGACUGCCAUCCUCUGGGGCAAAAGGAGCGACUGCAGAGGAGGAAAGUGCUUUUUUUGUCUUGACCUUCUCUGCCUGCAUGUCCAGGGUGGAUUCCUGACUGACUCUCUGUCCAGUUUUGCUAUCUGUAAAAUGGGGAAAUAAUGCCUACCUCAUCAGGAUGUUGCAAGAACUAUGGAAGACAUUUGGAAAAUACUUUAGAAAUGGAAAACGCUGGCAUUCUGCCAGAGGGAGUACCUUUUCAUGCUUUUGGGUAGUUGUUUCCUUUCUUUUUCUUCCCGACUCAAGCCCUAAAUGAACAAGUAAGUGAAAAUUAAUGGUCAUUCCAGUGGCCUGAAAAGGGGGGUUUAUAAUUAUAACUCAUUUUUUUAAAAUAAACUACUCAGCUAGGGUUGUUAAAGACAUCACCAAAAGGUAAAUUUUUAACCACAAGUUUCUCUGUGUGUGUUUAUCUGCUUUGCCAAGCUAAGUAAUUUUUGUCCAGGUGUGGGGUGAGGGAAGUUGCCAUAAUCUUGGGCCAAAACACUUUUCUUUAUAGCUUGCACACCACUCAGAACUUCAGUUGGUUUUUCAAAGAUGUAGUGGCUGCUCUUCAAAUCCAGCCAUCUAGGAGAGGCUCUCUGGAGAAAACCCUAAGGGGCUGCCAUGGGGCAUAUCUAAUUCCAGGAGUUAAAUGUUGCCCUGUGUCCCAAAGUAGGGAACCAGCCCAUGGCACUGUGCCAAGGAAAGAAUGAAUUACUAUUUUUAAAAUACCUCAGGUGUAACUAUUCUCAUUUAUUCCAUGAAACAGAAUUACAGGAUUGGAUCCAUUUUCCUCCUCCGCUGAAUUUUAAGUGAAUCAUUUUGAAAAUUAAACAGCUCCAAUUUACUCCAGAAAUAAAGUGAGAUGAGAAAAAAUAAUAAACAGAAAGCUAAAAGCAAUUAAAAAUUAAUCUGUGGAAUUCAUUAGUUAAAGAGAGAAGUAAGAGUCUCAAGGAUUAUACUUUUAGAAUGAAAGAAUUUUAGGUUUUGUGGCCAGAAGGGAGAGUCAGCCAUGCUGCAGCCCUGGCUGAGCACUGCACACCUGUAGGUGUAGGGCAGAUGCCCAGUGCUAUAGACUGGAUGCUUUUACAGCAGAGGAGCCCAGAGUUUCCAGGGAUCCAGAGCCCUCAGCCUCCCUGGUGGAGGGGUCUCAGAGUGUUUAAGUCCAACAGAGUGUGGUUCCAAACUUCAUCACUUAGUGGGGGCUGAGCUGUUGCACCCAUGAUAAUGGCAAUGGCACAGCCAGAGCCUUAUUAUGUCCUCUUCAGGGCCCCUAAAUAAUUUAAGAUGCUAAAAGCCUGGCUCUUCCUUCUAUGGCUUCCUUGAAAGUGGAACUUCAAGGAAGCAAUCUGUCCAAAAGCUGGCUCUGGCAGACAGGAGAGACCAUCUGGAUUUUGGAUAUUGGAGGAGCAGCAGAUGCUCAGCACCACCUGCUGCAGGUGCCUCCCUUGGGGCUGCUGCCCUCACACAGUCACUGGGGCCAACAUAUCCCUCCAGGGGCUCUCCCCAGCAGCUUCCUGACACAUCCCUCUCUCACCCCUCACUCUGGGGGUGCCUCCAGCAAAUACCCCAAGCUCAGAAUGCAGCUGGAUGCCCAAAGUGAGCCAGUGAGCUGUCCCUUCCCUUCCUUAAGCCUCAAGGAAGCAAGGUGUGGGGAGGGGAUCCAGAUGUGGCUGUGAAGCCACACAGGUGUUCAGCCCUGCAAGCCACCUCCAGCUCACUGGGAGGAGGGAGUGGAUGGUGCUUGGCUGAAGAAAACCCCCAUGUCCUGAAGGGGCUGGGGCACCUGCAAGUCAGCCUGCAUUAGUCACUUCUUGGGUGGGAUAGCGAGACAGGAGGAUCAGUGAACUCCUUGUAACUAUUUUCCUAUGUUUGUACAGUGAUUUUGUCUGAUUUAGUGAUUGUUAGUAGCAGUCCAAGCGCAACUUUUGAGUUGGUUUGGGGUUUUAUUCCUUUUAAUUCAGAGCUGGUUUUAUCUUGUCCAUUGAGUGACACAGUAAAUAAUAGAGAGUUGCUACUCGUGCCUGUUAUGUAAAUAUAUUAUAUAUAUAAAAUUAUGUUAUGUCACCACAAAUAUGGUGCCUGAAUAGCAAAUGCAUUCUUAUAAGAAAAUUUGAGGCAAACUUGCAUCCAAAUUAUUAUUUAUGCAUCUAGGUUUUAAGGUCUAUUUCUUUCCUGCAAAUGAAACAGAUUUAGCAUCUCUCACACAGCAAGGAGAGUUCAAUUCUUUCUUUUCUUCUUGCUUGGCAGUACCACAAAGUGCAAUUUAUAAAAUCAGUACUGCAUUCUAAAUAUUGAAAGUGCCAUAUUGCAGUGAAUACAAACCUUUGCAGUAGUAUUUCUUUGCACUUUGUUGCAUGGUGGUGUGCUAGAUGAUAGAAAUGAGUAUUUAACAAAGCUUUCACACAGUGCUACAAUUGUCAUUUGUAGAUAACCAGUUGUUGGACUAUGAGCUAUGAAGUGGUUUUCAAGGCUGUUUUAAGCCUGCUCUUCUUACAGCCACACCUAUUUUAGAAGAAGAAAUAUUAUUAGGCAGUUUAGCUAAGCCAGGUAGAGAGAUAAAAAUGCAGUUGGCUUUUAAUUUGGAAAAGCAUCUGACCUAACAACAGGAACCUAUUAAAAGAUGCCAAGGAAUUCAGUGGAGUCAACAGGAAGCAGGGAACUGGGAGUCUAUUCCAGCCAUGUUACUACAGAAAAUAACUUCUCUACACUUGAAUGGGAAUAAGGUUUCUGCAGUAACUAUUUCAUCUCAACUCCCAAGAGAGUCACUUUACCCCAGAAAACUGGUGGGAAGUUGUUUUUGUUUUGUGUUUGCUGUUUGUUUGUUUUCUUUUUUACCCCAGGAGAAUUACUUCAGGUUAAACCCAGUUCUACCCCAUAGCAGCACCAGUGUGGGGAGGCAGGGCAGCCCAUGUCCCCAGUGCAGCUGUGCCAGGACAUCUCUGUGCAGACAAGGGCUUGGAAAAGAGCUGAGGCAAAGAUUUGCUGAGAGCUCUGCACAAGGCUCUGCCAGCAGUAUCACAGGACUGAGAUGUGUUCCCAAGCCUGACAUAGAUGGAGUUGUGUCUAAUAAUGAGAAAACCAAAUUGUCUGUAUUUUUCAGUUAUUUCUGUUUAAAAUGUGCUGGAAAAGGUAGGUAGUAGAAAAACAUGUCACCUGUACCAACAGAAAUAUUUUCUAAAUUUUUUUCUAAGAAACAGAUAUAUUUUUCUGGUCUUACUUCAUUCCAUGGACAGGUGUUUCUUCUCUGUUAAAUGUGAAUGGAAGAGGCAACCUUCAAAUAAUCCACUUUAGGAAGUAGCAGUCUAGAUUACAAGUUACAACUUUUCCAUUUCUCUGUUAUGAAAACAAAAAAAAAUUAUCCCACAAAACCAAGAAAAUUAACAUCUGCAGUACCAUACAAAACCAGAACAGUCAUAGAGAAGUAUAGCAGAGAGAAAUGGCUUUAGAAAUGUAUAUCUACACAUGGACAGUUUCAAAACCAGAAUUAUCCAUGUUAAGCAGAUCCAGCAGGGGACUUCUAAAGCUUUCAGAUUUACUGACACACCAGAGGGAGAUCUGCAUGGGUAGGGAGAAAGACAUCUUUUUUAGACUAGGCAAUUUAAAUUCAGGCCAUUUCCAUGUAGAUCUCUUGGAAAGGCACAUGUUAAAUUUCUGCAGCAGAACUAUCUUGGUGGUUUUCUGCAGGGGGAAUCCCUGACAGUGGUUCUGUCAGAGCAGGUAACUCUGCAACCACCCCUGUGUUAGCUCUACCUGCCACCACCUGUUAGAGAGGUCUCUCCACGUUUCCUUUGGCUGUGAGUAGUAUUUGAAGUGUUUCAGAAGCCACUGUCCCAAAUGGAUGCUGCCAUCCCCUGCCCAUUUUCAUUUCAAUUAACCCUGCAGUCUGAGCUUCCUCAUCGAAUGAGAACUGACAAAGCAAAAGUCAUUAUGCUACUUUCAGUGAGUAUGAAUUAUGUCAUGAACUGUGAAAGGCAGGAUUUUUCCAAUCCAUCUACACCUGUGAAACAGCAGCCUCAUCCAAUAAAUGUCAAAGCCACAGUAUCUUUUGCUUUCAGUUCAGUCUUUAGCAAGAGUUCUUUUCUCAGAGAUUGAUUCUGUACUUAAAGAGGAACAAAAGCAUAUUUAAUGUCUACAGACUCAUGUGUUGCUCCAGAAGGAGAAAAACACAGAACUCUAACACAAUGCUUUAAUACCAGUCUCUGCCCUCAGCAGUUUUACUUAAGCCAGCAGAAACAAUCUUCAUCCUGCCCAUCAUUUUGCAAUAUUACACUUUUGAGCCCAGACUUGUGUUUGUCAUACACUAAAACAGUUUCCUGCACAGUUCAUAAAAUUCGGUGGUAGGUAUCCAAAAGCUAGGGUUAAAAGAAGUACAAGUGCCCCAGAACUGAGCAUUUCAGGAAGAAGAACAGGAGGUGAAUUGUGUUGGGGGUGAGGGUAGGUCAUAUGCAAGGCAGACCCAUGGCAGUUAAAAGCCACAAAGCUACCAUCCUGUGUGUAGAGUUACUGGAUUUCAAAGGAGUUUUUACAAAACCUGCCCCUAUCCUUUUUUCUUCAUGUAUCUUUGCUUUCUUUAAAAAUAAAUUAAAAAAAAAAUAAAAAUAAAAAGGAGCUGCUAUAUUUAAAUUUCUCCUACCAUGAUGUCGAUUUGACAAAUAAGGCAUAAAUCCAGCAAUUCUUUCCAUUCCCAUGAGCUUUUGACUUUUCCUAUGAGACUGCACUAUUUAUGUAAAUAUACUUGGAGACACUUUCUAUAAGCUUUUAGUUUUCUAUGAUCUAUUACUUUACUGUUUAUUAAAGCUACAAACUUAUAGAACUAUUAAGCAUUCAGGUGAACACAACAAAGAAGGAACACUGCAAAAUUGUUCUGGAUUUUGACACAAAAGACUCUUCAGAAUCACUGUACUGUUUUAAUUCUGUGAUUACUUUCAUUGCUUUGAAAAAAUUAAACUUAAAAAAAGGCCUUAUAAUAAAUGCUAUGUGCAUCUUGACUGUGUUACAGAGCAAAAUCAAUCUGGCUAACUCCUAUUGUGAUUUGUGAUUUUUUAAACCCUUUAAAAUAAAUGCUUUUUGGUAUUGAUUUUUUUUUUUUUAAUUAAAAGUACUUCCAAACAUAAAUUGAAAAUGAUGCCUCCACGUGAGAAGAUUUGCUUGCUGGCAUGCUCCAGCCUCACAGUCUCUCAUGCUGCCAUCCUCUGGUUGUGCCAAGGGGGCCUCAGCAAUGGAUGGAUCUGGUCAUUGCUCAGCAGGGAGGGACAUUUGUGGGUGACAGUUUUGUCACCCAAGAGGUUUUCACCUAGAACUUCCCUGUGUUGCAAAGGGACCCAUGCUGGAAUGAUUAUCUUUUCCUCAGCGUGGAUGGGCAAUUUGUUUUUUUCAGAUGGAAAGUGUGCACUCUCUCCCUUAUAUUUCCUGUUCACUGUACUGGCUUCUGUUUUUGGGGUUGGGGGGCAGGGGGAAAUGAAAUUUAAGGAUUUGAUGAGAAACCAAUUUGAACAAAAAUUUCUCACAGACAGAGUGAAUUUGCCUUUUUGCA
This is a messenger RNA of Oenanthe melanoleuca, 9219 nucleotides long. RefSeq names its product cadherin-6. Gene Ontology annotation, cellular component: adherens junction; catenin complex; plasma membrane. Gene Ontology annotation, molecular function: calcium ion binding; cadherin binding. The record is from RefSeq and is a predicted model, not a curated record. The coding region runs from base 280 to 2652 and encodes 790 amino acids. Lineage: Eukaryota; Metazoa; Chordata; Aves; Passeriformes; Muscicapidae. Gene Ontology annotation, biological process: calcium-dependent cell-cell adhesion; cell morphogenesis; multicellular organism development. The transcript is spliced from 12 exons.